Molecule: messenger RNA, 817 nt
Organism: Caretta caretta (loggerhead turtle)
Lineage: Eukaryota; Metazoa; Chordata; Testudines; Cheloniidae
Gene: TRAPPC6B
Product: trafficking protein particle complex subunit 6B
Biological process (GO): regulation of GTPase activity; endoplasmic reticulum to Golgi vesicle-mediated transport
Cellular component (GO): cis-Golgi network; trans-Golgi network; TRAPP complex
Source: RefSeq, a predicted model, not a curated record
UUGGAGUCUGACAGCGGGAAGCCCCGCCCCUGCCCGGAAGCCGCCCGUUGCCUUGGCAGUGAGGCCGCGCUGCUUCCCGGAGCGGCCGGGGCCCGGUCUGGGAAGGAAGGGGCCGGGGAGGCAGCGCGAGGCCGGGCCCUGUCCUCCAGCCCCCGUCAUGACUAGGCCGGAGAUGGCGGACGAGACGCUGUUCCUGCUGCUGCACAACGAGAUGGUGUCUGGGCUGUACCGGGCCGCGGAGCACGGCGAGGGGGAAAAUGGACGAUGCAUCACUAAACUGGAAAAUAUGGGGUUUAGAGUAGGACAAGGAUUAAUUGAAAGGUUUACCAAAGACACUGCUAGAUUCAAGGAUGAGUUAGAUAUUAUGAAGUUCAUCUGCAAAGAUUUUUGGACUACUGUAUUCAAAAAGCAAAUUGAUAAUUUAAGGACCAAUCAUCAGGGUAUUUAUGUACUUCAGGACAACAAAUUUCGUCUCUUGACUCAGAUGUCUACAGGAAAACAGUAUUUAGAAUAUGCACCUAAGUAUCUGGCAUUCACUUGUGGACUAAUCAGAGGUGGCUUAUCAAAUCUGGGAAUAAAGAGUAUUGUGACAGCUGAAGUUUCAGCAAUGCCUGCAUGUAAAUUUCAGGUGAUGAUACAGAAGAUGUAGAACAUGUUCAGAUCUGUGUAUCUGCCCUUUUUUAAAAACCCUGUGUACACUAAAGAUGUCUUGAUUCAUUUAGCUUCACCUGUAUACCUUAUAAAUUAUAGUAGCAUGCAGCAAAAUUCCUGCAUUAUGUAAAGUAAAUAUUAACUUAAUAAAAAUAGCUUAACACGA